This is a messenger RNA of Drosophila albomicans, 1155 nucleotides long. RefSeq names its product 39S ribosomal protein L28, mitochondrial (gene mRpL28). The record is from RefSeq and is a predicted model, not a curated record. Gene Ontology annotation, molecular function: structural constituent of ribosome. Lineage: Eukaryota; Metazoa; Arthropoda; Insecta; Diptera; Drosophilidae. Gene Ontology annotation, cellular component: mitochondrial large ribosomal subunit. The transcript is spliced from 3 exons. The coding region runs from base 152 to 1054 and encodes 300 amino acids.
CAAACAAGAGGAAGACGAGAGCGCACCGUUGUUUUUUUAGUCUGGUCGAAACAAAAAUUUAUUUAAAAAAAAAAGUAUUUGAGAGCAGACUACAUCAAAAAAUCCAUUUGUAUAAAGUAAAAACUAACUAUAUCUGGUUACACUAUAGAGCAUGGCUCACGCUACAUCGCAGGGCGUCAAGUUGCUGAAUGGCUUCAAGGCUCCCAGUCGCUUUGAGAAGGGUCUUGGUGCCCAGUUGCCCGAUGCCUACAAGAAGUUCUGGCGCGAGUGGAAGCUGACGAAGCCUGCCGCCGUGCAUUACAUACCUAAGGAACGAGAAUGGGAACGCGAUGAAGUGACGCAUGCGAUUAAGCCAGUUCAGAGCAUACCCCUGCCACUCAUCGAUCCACCUGAGUCGCAUCAGGGUAUUUGGGGUGGUGAGGCGGUCAUUAAAGGCUUUCAGAAGCGUCAACAGACCAAACGUCGUGUCCCGCAUUUUUGGGUGCCAACAUUGCAGCGUUCUGUAGUGCACAGCCUGGUACUGAACGAGUAUAUGUCAGUGGUGGUGACGCAGCGUACGUUGGAACAAAUCCACGAAUGUCAUGGCUUUGAUCAUUAUCUGCUCAAGAAUUUGGCAUGCGAUCUGCGUUCAACUCUGGCACUGAGACUUAAGCGUGAAAUCCUAAAGGCGCUGCAAAGCGGUUGCCCAGCUCUGGCAGCUGAACCUAAACUACAAUCGGAGGUGCUUAAGGAAUAUAGUCCGUAUCUGGAGUCGUACACAAGCGAAGAGAUUGAGUGGUACGGACAUAGCUACCUCGAGGCCAUUCGCAAGCUGCAGAAUCAAUUGCGUGCGGCGGAACAAGUUGUACCUCAUAAGGUUGAGUUUCGCAGCAAGCUGAUUGAACAGCUGCGCGAGGCAGGUAUCAAAGAGGCGGGCAAACUGGAGACAAAGGAGGCGCAGCCAAGUGCCGAGCACAAGGAUGCGGACAUCGAAGCACUGACAAAGCUUGAAUCGUCGCCCUCAUCUUCCAGUUGGUUGUCCAAGAUCAAUCCGUUUGGCAAGAAGGAAACGUAGUGCACCCACGUUGACGCUUCUUUAUACUGGUUAUGUAUAUGUUGGAACAUCAAAAACACAAUAAAUGCGAAUGGAUGUCUCUCCACACUUUCGAAAAAUUA